GUCUCUUCUCUCUAGGGAUUGGCUAUUUUUGAGAAACUCAAGUCAAACCCAGUCCAAAAGAAACAAAACGACAACUCUCUCUUGAUCUCAGUUUCUUCGCUUCACUCUCUCUCUACCCCAUGGACGCUCACGUCGCUCAGCUGCAGAUGCAAUAUCGUAACUACAUCCUUUCUCUCUACCAACAGGGCUUUCUGGAUGAUCAGUUUACUGAGUUGAAAAGUCUGCAAGAUGAUGGAAGUCCUGAUUUUGUGGCUGAGGUUCUCUCUCUCUUCUUUGAUGAUUGUGUCAAGCUUGUCGGUAACAUGGCUAGAGCUUUGGACCAGACAGGAACUGUAGAUUUUUGUCAGGUUGGUGCUAAUGUUCAUCAGUUGAAGGGUAGUAGCUCAAGUGUUGGUGCCAAGAGGGUUAAAGGCUUGUGUAUUAACUUCAAGGAACUUUGUGAGGCUAAGAACUAUGAAGGGUGUGUGAGAUGUCUGCAGCAAGUGGAUAUAGAAUACAAGACGUUAAAGGCAAAGCUUCAAGAUAUGUUCAAUCUUGAGAAACAAAUAGUUCAAGCUGGUGGUAUCGUUCCUCAAGUGGAUAUUAACUAAAGUAAUCAAGACUUGCAAUCCUCUGGUGGAUGAAGAGAAGAACAAGAUGAUGAUGAUGACUCAAAUUUGCAUUCUUCAGUUUCUCUUUUAAUUUUUUUUUUUUUUUUUGGAUCUUUGUUUGCUCAGAAGAAACUCAAAAGAUAUCUUAUGACCGAGUUUGAGAGACAUGAGAUGAAUGAAGCUACCAUGAGAUUGGUUAUGUUUUCUGAACCGAGUUUCUGUUAUCAGAAACUCCCCUUCCUCGUGAUCUUGCUAUUGAAAGUA
Molecule: messenger RNA, 854 nt
Organism: Brassica oleracea var. oleracea
Lineage: Eukaryota; Viridiplantae; Streptophyta; Magnoliopsida; Brassicales; Brassicaceae
Product: histidine-containing phosphotransfer protein 2-like
Exons: 6
Coding region: 120-590 (156 amino acids)
Biological process (GO): phosphorelay signal transduction system; phosphorylation; cytokinin-activated signaling pathway
Cellular component (GO): nucleus; cytoplasm
Molecular function (GO): protein histidine kinase binding; histidine phosphotransfer kinase activity
Source: RefSeq, a predicted model, not a curated record